Antrostomus carolinensis (chuck-will's-widow) is the source of this 1858-nucleotide messenger RNA. RefSeq names its product DEP domain-containing protein 1A. Gene Ontology annotation, cellular component: transcription repressor complex; nucleus. Lineage: Eukaryota; Metazoa; Chordata; Aves; Caprimulgiformes; Caprimulgidae. Gene Ontology annotation, biological process: intracellular signal transduction. The transcript is spliced from 8 exons. The record is from RefSeq and is a predicted model, not a curated record. The annotation marks the transcript as partial.
AUGUCGGGAGCUCUGCGGCCCUCCCUGGGCCGGGCCUGCGGUGGUGGCAGCGUCUUGGUGCUUGAAAAGCGGGUGAGAGCAGCUCAGGAACAGGAGCCUGUUAGUUACAGCGUGUCACUGAAUUUUGUGCGAUGGAAUGAAAUUACCAAAUAUUUCCGAGCUGGAAUGCCGUUAAGGAAACACAGGCAACAUUUCAAAAAACAUGGAAGCUGUUUUACUGCAUCAGAAGCUGUAGACUGGCUUCAUGAAGUGUUAAGGAGUAACAGUAACUUUGGUCCUGAAGUUACUAGGCAGCAGACUGUUCAGUUAUUAAGAAAGUUUCUCAAGAAUCAUGUAAUUGAAGAUAUAAAAGGGAGAUGGGGAUCUGAAAAUUUAGAAGACAAUGGUGCACUUUACAGAUUUCCUUCAACAUCUCCAGUUAAACCUCUACCAAGCUCAUGUCCACCGAAAGAAAACUUGGAAAACUUCUCUAGAGACAAAGAAAGACUUCUUAAACUGCCACAUUUAUCCAGGAGAACUUUCAAAAAACAUGAGUUACUGCAGUCUCUGGAAAAUUUAGAAAAAACAAACCCACAGGAAAACAAGGAAGACACACUGCAUAGGAAGGAAAUAAGCCAGGAAUAUGUGCAAGAAACUUGGAGAAAUAUCAUUCUAAUCCAUUUGCAAACCAUUUUAGGCCUCCCAUCUUUGGAGGAAGUUUUGCAGCCAACACAGAUCAUUCCCGAAUAUGUCAUAUACAACGUGACUAACACGAGCAAACAUGGUGUUGUUAUUUUGCAGAACAAGUCAGAGGAUCUCCCUCACUGGGUGUUGUCAGCUAUGAAAUGCCUCGCAUACUGGCCUAGAAAUAAUGACAUGAGCCAACCAACUUACAGUGGGUUUGAACGGGAUGUGUUCAGAACGGUUGCUGAUUACUUUCUCAGUCUCCCUGAACCAUUACUUACUUUUGAAUACUAUGAACUGUUUGUUAAUAUUCUAGUUAUGUGUGGCUGCAUCACAAUUCCAGAUAUAUGCAGUGGAAAACAUUUUGUCCAAGAUGAGAAAUGUGACUCUCAACCUUCAAAAAUUCUUCACUUGAACUCUUUCAAGUCAACUGAGUGUCUUCUUCUAAGCCUACUUCGCAAAGAGCCUGACAAAAAAAAGAAAGAAUAUGAAGCUUCCAGGAAACCUUCUUCAAAAGAGAUAAUUAUUCAAAAACAAUGUGCAAGGAAACUGCAGCAGUGUAAACUGUCAUGUAAACCAGGUAGUGCUCAUCCUCUAAUAGCUGGAAGCUGUCAGAAUCUUUCAGGUUUCAGGAAUGAACAAGAUCCACCUCAACCAUUUAGGACGAGAUGUUAUUCUUUGGAAAGAAUUGGAGCUCCUACUUCAAGUGUAUGUAAUAAAGGAGAAUCUGGUUCCCUCAGGCAAAGUGGUGUGAACACCAUUCUGGGCACAAGAAAUGGAAAACAAUCGCUACCAUGUGAGCACAAAGCUAGUUCUGUACUGGAGCUUGGUUUUGAUAACACACACCAAAACCAAACCCCUGGUAUCAUGAGAGUGUCUGCCUCAACUCUUCAGCAGAAAGAGCUGUUUGAUGAAAAUCACGGGUCGAAGCAAAUAUGCAGGUCUCUGAGUUUACUUGGCAAGAAGAACUCCAAAAGUUGUGCUAGCAUUAAUAUACCAGCUGCUGAAAUCACAGUAAAGCCACGGUCUCAAUUUUGUGGGCGAGGAAAACCAAAUACCUCUGGUGUGGCUUCUUCAGUGGACAUCAGGACUGAGGUUUCUGAUAUCACCAUCAAUAAAAGACUCUGCAAAAGUACCAUAGAACUCUCAGAAUAUUCUUUCCCUCCCUCUUCUUAUAUGUUGACUGGCACGCAAA